Messenger RNA from Rhagoletis zephyria (snowberry fruit fly), 573 nucleotides. Lineage: Eukaryota; Metazoa; Arthropoda; Insecta; Diptera; Tephritidae. The record is from RefSeq and is a predicted model, not a curated record.
AUGACUUCAAAGAACGAUUCGACCAUGGACGCAAUUCCCCUGGCAGACGAUGAGACAACGGCGGAGAUAACCGAGGCGGACAUUCUCAAACUAAGUCUCGGCAGCGGCAACAAGACCAGAGCUGCAGCUGCAGUCACCGCUGUUCGCAGCUCAGGAUCUCCGAACCAGGCAAUGUCAAGCACUGAAUCAAUUCCCUACGGUGGUGCCGUCUCCACUAGCUCCUCUUCGCCGGCACAACCAAAUUCCCUUGACAUUGACAUUAAUCCGGAUGAGGCUGAGGAGAAAGAUCGUCUUAUUAGUCAAGUUUUGGAGUUGCAAAAUACUCUUGACGAAUUGUCUUUGCGCGUCGACAGCGUCAAAGAGGAGAAUCUCAAAUUGAAAUCUGAAAACCAAGUAUUAGGGCAGUACAUUGAAAACCUGAUGUCAGCUAGUUCUGUCUUUCAAUCAACCUCACCAAAGGUAACCUCUAAAACCGCUUCACCGCAACCCGACUCAAACAGCUCUAAAACACCUGAUUCAAAAGCAGCCUCCUCAAAUGCUGCCGUCACUUCGACAAACUCAGUGAUUAUUUAG